This is a messenger RNA of Lichtheimia ornata, 594 nucleotides long. RefSeq lists its product as uncharacterized. The coding region runs from base 1 to 594 and encodes 197 amino acids. The transcript has 2 exons. The record is from RefSeq and is a predicted model, not a curated record. NCBI's taxonomy places the organism in Eukaryota, Fungi, Mucoromycota, Mucoromycetes, Mucorales, Lichtheimiaceae.
AUGGGUAAAAAACAAAGUCAACGUUCUCAACAACAACAACAAGGUCCUCUCAUCCAGCGCAUACCAACAAAGAAACCACCAACACAAGAUGACAUUGCAGAGAGUGAAAAGAUGAGGCUCAUGCAGCAAGCUGGUUUGUUGGAGAAGGUGAAGAAACGCGAAGCCGAGAUCGCAGCAGAGAACAUUGGCACAGCAGUGUACAUUUGGCAGGCCAUCUUCAUGUCCAUUCCCUUUGGUUUAUUGGUGGGCGCUUUUGAUGUUACUGUCAAGGUUCAAUACAGCGAGCCAUGGAAUUAUACCGAGUUGUUCAUUCGUUCCUGCAAGGCUAUGCCAGCUUUAUUCCCAUUCAUCUAUAUCACCAAUCGACACAGGAACAGCCGAUGGAUGCAAGCAAUCAUGGCUAUUGGAUCAACUGUUGUGGGUGCCUUUUUACUAUACACAUUACGCAACACGCCAUCAUUGGGACAAAUGGCAAGAGCGCCAGGUCUAGCAACGAUUUGGAUUUACUUUAUCAUUCAAUUGGAUCUUUUACCAGCCGUCAUCACUCUCCUUCUAGUAGCAUUGUAUUGGUACUUUGGAUUAAGAGACAAAUAA